Messenger RNA from Scheffersomyces stipitis CBS 6054, 1009 nucleotides. It is a transcript of the gene SEC62, whose product is annotated as Sec63 complex subunit. The record is from RefSeq and is a predicted model, not a curated record. The transcript has a single exon. Lineage: Eukaryota; Fungi; Ascomycota; Pichiomycetes; Serinales; Debaryomycetaceae. Gene Ontology annotation, biological process: post-translational protein targeting to membrane, translocation. The coding region runs from base 16 to 858 and encodes 280 amino acids. Gene Ontology annotation, cellular component: endoplasmic reticulum; endoplasmic reticulum membrane.
CCAGGUCAGGCUAGCAUGCCUAUUCAGACUACGAACGAGAGGUCGCCUGCGGCUCUCAACCUAGCAUCGUAUUUGUACCAGAACUCUAUUAUGAAACAGAGAACUGGACUUCUCAACAAUGAAAGAGAUAUCGAAUUCUUCAGAUACAAACGUUUGAGCAGAGCCUUGCUUUCUGAUGACUACAAGAGCAAGCAGCAGAACGUUAAAAACGGCUUGAUCCCCAUCAACAAUGAAACUGAUGUUCAGAGAGUGUUGGUUCUCUUGAUCCAAAAUCAGUUGAUCUUACCUGUGGAAAAGCUUCACUAUGCCGAAAUAAAGGCAAUCAAGGGCUGGAAACCAAACCGGACCAAGCCCACUUUAAAGCGAAUGGAUAAAGCUCACGUGGACCCAGAUGCAUAUUUUGCCUGGAUCUAUACCAAACCUAACCCUUACAUCUUGUUGUAUAGUAUCUUGGCUGUGGCUGGUAUCUUUGCUGUGAUUUUGUUUCCAUUGUGGCCCAGCUUCAUGAAGAGAGGUGUGUGGUACUUGUCGAUGGCUGCUUUGGGACUUAUUGGUCUUUUCUUUGCAACUGCAAUCGUUCGAUUGAUCAUAUACAUCAUAUCCUUGGUAGCAUUCCCCAAGCCGUUCUGGUUGUUCCCCAACUUGUUUGAAGACUGUGGAGUUCUUGAGAGUUUUCAACCUUUGUACGGGUGGGAGGAGCCAAAGAAGAAAAAGAGCAAGAAGAAGAAUGGUAAUGAACCUGUUGCUGAAGUCAAGGCUAAUGGUUCCGCCGCUAAUGGUUCCGUAGCUACUGGUGCUAAAGCUGGCGAAACAAGCACUCAGAAACGUAGAGUGACUCUCGAAGAAGUUGACGAGUAGGUGAAAUAGAACGGAGUCGAUAAAAUGUACAAUGCUAUAGAGGAGGUUAGUUUAGAAGACUACCGUAGAUAUAGAGAGUAUAAAUGAUAUGAGACAAUCACAUCUUCUCACUAUAUUGAUGGUGAGCAAGUGUAGAUUCGCUUCCAUUUUC